Molecule: messenger RNA, 1644 nt
Organism: Paramecium pentaurelia
Lineage: Eukaryota; Ciliophora; Oligohymenophorea; Peniculida; Parameciidae
Source: the annotation of a GenBank genome assembly
AUGAAUCGAAACAUACCAAUUGGGAAUAAAAUUUGUGCAACGAAAGAAAUAUUCUAGAACUAAGUCAUUUUAAAUAGUCAUUUAUUGACUAUGAGACCCUAAAUCAACACUAGUGCCCCAAAACAAUAUGAUUUUCUAAAAAAUAAAAAAAUUAAGGAAGCCAUCAAAUCAUAAAAGUAAUAAGAAAUAGACAGAGAAAAUUAAAAUCUUAUAUCCAAAUUAACUAAUAUUAUGUAAUAAUAAUCAAGUAAUAAUAUUAUCAUAAUUAAGAUAACUCAAUCUCUACUUUAGCAAUUAAGAAAUCCACUACUGUGAGUCUUGGUCCAAAGAAAUCUCUCAAUAAAGAAUACAGAAAAAAAGAAUUGAUUAAGAUUGUUAUGGAGAAUCAAUAACUCUUAAAAAGAAUUUAAGAUUAGAAAUCUCAAUACAAUGUUAAAGAUUGGAAUCAAGAGAGAAGAUGGGUUGAAAAAUAUAUUUCUAAUAUUUGCGAAUAUCCCUAUAAGGAUUUCAAACCUACAAAAACCUUAGUACAAUAUUGGACCAACUCAAGAAUUAGCGAGUCUUAAUUAUAAAGUAAUAAUUCAGAAGUUAUAUUAUUAGAAAGAGAUAAUUUUAACAAUAAGAAAUUAGAUCCCUUAGAAAUCAAAAGCCAAUAAACUAAGUAUCAAGUAUUAUUAAUCUAUUCAGAUCAAGAGCUAGGCAAGAGAAUAAUACAGAGUCUAGAUAAAUCUUAAUAAAUUAAGAAAAUCAAUAAAGGUAAUAUAAUCUAUUAUAAUAUUCUAGAAGUCUCUUUGAAUCUGAUUUUCAACCUUAUGAACCCUAUCAAGAUAAGGUUAGUAAGAUUGUUAAUGAAAUCAUUGAAAAACCUUAGUAAUAAGAAUAAGAGUAAAAGAAGGAAGACAAUGAAGUUGUAAAUGAUCAAAAAAAUCAAGAGAAGCCAACAAUGCAAGAAGAUCAAGUAAAAGUGGAAUCUAAUGAUCAGUAAAGCAAGGAAUAAGAAUAAAAUUAGAAUAAUGAACAAAUUGAAGAAUAAUAAUAAUAAUAAUAAUAAUAAGAAUAAUAAUAAUAAUAAUAAUAAUAAUAAUAAUAAUAAUAAUAAUAAUAAUAAUAAUAAUAAUAAUAAUAAUAAUAAUAAUAAUAAUACAAUGAAAUUGAUAACUUAAUGGAGAAUUCAUAAGUAAAUGAAGAGUAAUAAGAUUAAGGUUCUAAUAAAUCUCCUCAAAAUCAUCAAAAUAUAUAAACCAUAGAUUUUGAAUAACAGAAUUAAGAAGUUUUGGACAAUUAAAAUUCUGAAUAAUUCUAAAAUUGAAUAUUUUUAUACUUAUUGUAAAAUUAUUAUUUAUAUAAAAUAAUUUUAAGGACAUUAAUAAUAAAAAUAUAACAGAUUAUCCAAUAUAUAUGAUAUAGCAUAUAUGUUAGAUAUAUUCAUAAUUUUUUGGAUUGCAGCUUGCAUACAUUACCAGUAAUAUUACACUUAUUCAAUAAUGGUAUUUUAUAUAUAUUGUAUAGUUUUAAAAACUUAUCUAAUUAAAAAUCCAUAUUUUUUUUACGCGUUAAAAGGAUGACAGAAGAUACUCUUUCUUCUUUUUUUCUAAUUAAUUACUAUUUUGCAGUAUUUUAUAUUAAAUUAGUAGAUAACUUUGA